GCGCGCACCAGCCCAGGCGGCCGAGCCGGGGCCGCGGCCAUUAACAGAAGCACAAGCGGGAUUCGCUUGGGUAGGUGGGUGGGGAGCUAAGGGAGGUAGGUGGCCGCCUGCCCGCCCGCCCGCCUGCCAUCCAUCUCCCUCCUCCUUCGCCCGAGGAUCUCUCCUCCGCCCGCCUUUCCCCGCGCGCCCUCGCUCCCCCUCGCCAGCGCCGCCGCCGCCGCCGCCACUUCCAGGCGAGAUGCGGGCAGGAGCGAGCGGCGUGGCUGGCGAGCGAGGGAGCCGCUCCCUCAGGCAGACACGCACGCAGCCGGCGGCGGCGGCAGCAGCAGCAGCAGCAAAGGAUGCUCCGGUCGCCAUGGCAGCAGAAGCGGCAAGAGGUAAGAUGGACCAGCUCGCGCAGCUCGCUGCCUCCCUGCCGGGGCCGCGGGGAAGGGGCGGCCUGGGUUUUGCGCCGCGCCUCGGAGCCCUUGCGCGCCUUCGGGCGAGGGACGGCGCGCUUCGCCUUGGCUGGAGAGCGGGCAGCUCUUGACCUCGGCCCGAGGGACCCUCUUCUCCCCAGGACGGAGGCCCCUGCCUGCCUGCCUGCUUGCCUGCCUGCCUGAGGCUGCAAGGACCCGACUUCCACCAUCUCCCUCCUCAUGACUUGGGCAUGGCCACCGGUGGGCACGGAUCUGUCUGGCUGGGUGAUUUGCCCCCACCUCAGCCAGAUUCUCUUAUCCUCACUUCGGCAGGAAAGGGCACGGCAGGCCUGUGCUGCUCUCACCUUUACUACCUGCCCACCCCCCCUUCCUCAUCCCCAUAGGAGCCAACUCUAAGGAACCGAGGUCCCUUCGCGCUCCCCCCAAAAAAUAUUUGAGAGGGCAGCCCCCAAGUUGAUAGACACUGCCAUUCAAAUGGUAUGUGUGUGUGUGUCCACCUUGUAAUCAAUUUUGCAGGACGUGGCUUACCUGUGUCCACCCCCACCCGGCUAUUUUAUUCAAGUUGGCACCCUUGCCCCCCCCCAGGCCUACCCUCAUCAGCAAUAACCAUGGUAACUUAGUUGAGGCCAAGGUCUGCCCAAGACAAAAGGAUAUAUAGCGUUGGACUGGUGGCGGUGGGGGAGGAUGUGUCAGUGGGGAAUAUCCCCCACCACCACCUUGAUUAUUCCUGGUUUCCCCUUCAGCCCCACAGGGCAACAGUAGGGGCUCUUCCUGGCCCAGCCUCAGCCAGGUUUCCUCUCUCAUGCCCACCUUGUGUUUUAUUUUUAUUGUCUCUUUUCAUUUCUGGGUCAUCUUGCUCUCCCUCUGAGUCCCUCCUUUUCUGCCUCUUCCCCGUCACGAGCUUGUGAGUUAACUUGUUUCCGUAGUCAGGCAGAACUUCCCAUAUGGAAAGACGGCUAGGAUGGUGGGAGCUGGCAUUUAACAGGAAGCGCCGUGGGGGGUGGAAAUCUGCCAGCAUAAGGCUUGCUGAGAACCAGGCAGGCCCACAUCCCAGGGUGAGGAAAGGGAGGAGGAGGAGGCAGCGGAGUGAGGUCUUAGCCAACCGGCUUAGUAUUGCGAGGCUUGACCAGAAGUUGUGGGAAAGGUGUUGUGUUGCUCGUGUUGCAUUUAGGGAACCCGUUGUCAUUCCGAGCUGAGCUGACCCAGCUAGACCUCCGUGUGCCAUUCAGAUUAGCAGUGGCCGGCGCUGUCAUCAGCACAGCCGAGCGUGAAUUGCGAGUGACAGGCACAGUGAUCCGACACACCUGACACCCAUGUUGGGUCCUGCCAGUUUUCUGAGAUGCCCAAAUAUGGUCGGAUGCUGAAGCAUCAUAAAAACCUGCAGAAGCUACCCAGCCAGAAACCGUAGCAUGGGAAGCAAAAAACAACGCCUGUAUGAUGGGCAGUAAUGACUCUGUCACAUCACCUGCAAGUUGUUGUUUUUUUUGGGGGGGGGGUGAAACAUUGCUUGUACAAAAAGCUCACCACCAAGCAAGCAAAACAGGAUUCCAGGCCAGGCUAGCAACCAGGGUCAGUAACACUGAUAUAAGGUACUGUAGUAGAUCUUUUUACCAGUCUUUGAUCCCCUUGUUCACAAGGUGUUCAUGAUGUGAGUCCCAAGAUUUGUGAAUUAGCAUGGAUAGACUGUUAAUGGAAUUUCCAGCUAUCUCAGAGGAAACAAAUUGACACUGAAGCAAUUCCCCCCCUUUUUUUUUAAAGGUCAAGCUAAGUGAUAGCUCUAAAAGCCAAGGCUGGCCACCAGUGCCCCCUGCCAGGCUGUAGUCGCCUGGGUGGUCCUUUGCUCUGGAACUAUUCCAGGAAGGCUGCAUGUGUGCAGCAAAAAGAACUUACUGUCAGGGAGAGGCUGUGCAGCUGAAGAAUAUUUUACAGCCAAUCAUGUAGAAAGAACAAAUAGGCCAAAUGCAUGACUCUGGGCAAAUUGAGGAGACAUGGGUCAGGAUGGAUUGAGGUUUAUCAGCUGAGCUGCGUGUAGAGAGACAGGACUGCAGUGGGUGAUGGUUAUGAGGUCAGGGGGUCACUGGCAGAGAGCUGUGGGAAAUAACCGAUGGCAAGAGAAGAAUGGGGGUGUGCGGCAGGACUGAGGAGGAGGAGGAGCAGAACUAUAGUGGGAGCUCAGGAAUGAAACAGCAUGUGGGGACUGAGGACCGAUGAAAGGGCAUCGUUAGGCGGCAACAGCACAGACUUCUGCUCUUUGGGAGAAAAGCAAGUAGGCAAGACUGCCAGUUGGUCAGGUCACAGGAAAAGCAAAAAAGGAAAAGCACAGGGAAAUGAGGGUCUGCUCAGCAGUGCUUUGAGAACCACCACUGCAAGGUAUUUCAGUACUGGCUGUUCAGAUACAGCCCAAGACAUUUUGAUGCCCAAGGCAGAAAAUCCAAUUGGCACACCCACCCAAUAAUAAUCUAACGGACAUGGGGGUGCAGCUCACCAGGAAAGUUCUCCUGCCUAAAGGUAGAUGAAAGCAGCGGGAGCUCUGUUCCCAGUUCUGUCAGUGGGACUUGCACAGAAGAACCUCCCCAGUGAAUUGUGCCUCAUGGGCCAGGUGUGUCUCCCACACGGCCACCUUUAGCAGUACAUGAAAUCCACCGUCUGUGGCACUGGCUCAGCUUGCCUCCUGCAGAGCACAGGGGAGUUGUAAGAGGCAGGGAGAAAACUAGGACCCUCCCCUUCCCACCCACCUCCCAGCAGAUACUUUCAUAUUUCAUGAAAUUAUUCCGGCCUGGGGUGCAAAAGAGCAGGUAACAAGAGGCACAUGUGGCUGCCAUGUGGUUGAACUCCUGACAUACAAUUUCAUUGUUCUAUUGAUCUAGCAAUUUGGCACAUUAGGCUAUACACACUCAUUGCGUGGGCUGGUGAAUUGGGAAUGAUUUCUGCGAUGUGGGGAAGAAGGCUGGAAGAGAUGGAGCUGUUUUCUGACGCUUUCCUUUUUCUUCUUUCUACAGUAAGGUUUCUCUAAACUCUUGAGUUACCAAGGAACUCUGGGGAAACGAUUAUUCCCUCCUGCAGUUGUUGAUUGGCUGCCUACAGAUUCCAAACAAGAGGAGAAGGUUCUGGUGACACUGAGCCACUGAGAAGCGGAGAAUGUUGGUGUCCUUUAGGCACUGAAGAAAGAGAGAGAGAGAGAGAGAGAGAGAGAGAGAGAGCACUCAGUGGCCUGCAGUUCAGAUGUUUGGUGACAGAAGUCUGGUCUUGCUCCCUGUGAGAACCAGGGCUUUCAUUCUGUGCACCAUUCCAUUUCCCCAUUGAUCCUUUAUUCAUCCAGGAGAGUCAGAGCAGUGUGGGGUUAAGAGAAGGUUAUCUUCUUUUCAUUUCUUUUUCUUGAGGGAGACAGAAAGCAAGCAAGCAAGCAACCUAAGAAGUAGUACCAGUAAAUAAAAAUGCUUCUUGCUUAUCUCACCUCCUUAAAAUUUAUUAUUUAUUUUCACCGUAUAUCCUCUGCCUCUGUACUUGAUGCUGUGUAAAAAUAAAAAAAUAAAAAGCCAGUUACAACAAUAGUUUAAAACGCAACAAGGGAACCAGCCGCACAAAUAUACAGAGCCUCUCAAAGAAAAGCAGCUGAAAUAGACAAAAUGCCAAACUGCUAUCACUAAAACUAGCAGUAAAUCAGUAAAUACAUAGGCCAGCAAUUCAGGAAAGCAACUUUUGCUGACCAGAGGCUCAGAGGAAAUGUGUCUUACAUUUCCUCCCACAAUCCAGGAGGAAUGGGCAUAGGCUGACAUCCUCCAAAAGGUUGUUCAAUAUUAUCCAGCAUACAGCUGCAAAGAGUUAUAAGGAUCCUGUUACUAUACGUGGACUAGCUUUCCGUACAGACAAAGGAGGGUGUUAGUACAUAACUUUAAAAGGUAGGAGGAGGGGCACAUACAGGUUGCAGCAGAAGGACAGCUUUCUGUCUUGUUUUGCUACUUUCUUUGUGUUCUGUAAACAAAAUUAAAACAAGAUAUAAAUUUAAAAGAUAUAUAAGAGGAAAAGCGAGACAAAAAUUAAAGAAGGGAGUAUGGAUCGAAAGAGUGAAAAACAAAGAAUGCAGAAAGAGCAGAGGAGGAAGGAAUAAUAAGGAAUAGGAUUAAGAGAGUGGGCACUCCUCAUGGCAGUACCUUCCGGACGCUCCAUCGACAGUUCUCUCCUAUUUCCUCCCGGAAGUAGAUGAGACAGGCACUCCCUUGCCUUGUGCAUGCUCCUCUGCACUGUCUCCAGAUCCCAAGGUGGAGGAGGCACAAUGAAUCGCGGUGGAGGCAGCAGCCCCAUGGAGGAACUCUCAAAGGCUACCCUGCACAAUAACUCGCUGUGGUGGCUGGCUUGCGGGCUCCUUGCCCUGCUGGCCAACUCCUGGAUCAUCCUGAGCAUCACAGCCAAGCAGCAGAAGCACAAACCUCUGGAGCUUCUGCUGUGCUUCCUGGCAGGGACCCACAUCCUCAUGGCUGCCGUGCCGCUCACCACCUACGCGGUGGUGCAGCUGCGCCGCGAGUCCUCCGACUACGACUGGAACGAGAGCAUCUGCAAGGUCUUCGUCUCCACCUAUUACACCUUGGCCUUGGCCACGUGCUUCACCGUCGCCUCCUUGUCUUACCACCGCAUGUGGAUGGUGAGGUGGCCUGUCAACUACCGCCUGAGCAACGCCAAGAAGCAGGCCCUGCACGCCGUGAUGGGGAUCUGGAUGGUCUCCUUCAUUCUCUCCACGCUGCCUUCCAUCGGCUGGCACAACAAUGGGGAGCGGUACUACGCCAGCGGCUGCCAGUUCAUCGUCAGCAAGAUCGGCCUGGGCUUCGGCGUGUGCUUCAGCCUGCUCCUCCUCGGAGGCAUCGUCAUGGGCUUGGUUUGCGUGGGCAUCACUUUCUACCAGACCUUGUGGGCUCACCGAAGGCACCAUAGAUGCCACCACCUGAGAGCGGAGGAAGCCGCCUCUGCUUGCCCGUCUUCAGCUCACAACACCUUCAACGUGCCAACUAUCGUGGUCGAGGACGUUAGGGGCAAACGGCGGUCAUCGCUGGAUGGGUCUGAAUCUGCCAAGACUUCCAUGCAGAUGACCAAUCUCAUCAGUGCCAUCGUUUUCCUCUACGACACACUGACCGGGGUGCCCAUUUUGGUAAGAAAUACCCCUUCCUCCUCUUUUCCAUUGUCCUAGAGCAGUGCUAUGGGGUGUUAGGGGAGGGGUAGUACCUCUGGUGGGUGGCAUCUUAUCUGUCUCCUUCUGGCAACUCCUGCAGACAAGCUUGUACCAAACCUAUUGCUCUGCUUUCCUUUGACCACAUCAUGCUCCUUUGGGGGUAGUUUGUCCACCUUUGAAUUUCAAUUUACAUUUUAUUGUUAAAAAGUGCAAUUACGGAAGGGGUGGGGAACCAGCCUCACAGAAGCAUGAAGAUCGGUAACUGUUAUCUCUUUUCUUCCACAGUCUGCGUUAGGAAUAAAAACAGUCCAAAAAAUAAAAAAAAAUAAAAAAUAAAAAUAAAAAGUGCAAUUACGUCUAGCCCUAAAUUUGGAUAAGAGCUUAAUAUAAGGUCACACACAUAGCUAUUUGGUUAUAGUUUAUUAUGUCAAAAGUUGACACAGCACAGAGGUUAUCUAAGGGUACUUGAGGAAUUUGGUCUCAACCUCAUUGUAAAAUACACCCUUUCAAGAGCACCAGAUUAAUUUCACCCCAAUUUCCAUUUAGAGGGUCAUUCCUUUGUGGGUACUGAUCACGUAUACCACUCUAAAGGUUGUGAAACAAUUUCCACCAUAACUCUUUGUCUGAAACAUCCUCAUACCUGUGUCUGAAAGAUUCACCUUAGGGCUCAAAUGUUCCAUUUUGACUCUUCACCAUUAAAAAAAAAUACUGUUACAUAAAAAGAAAAACUUUUUCAGUUUGCCCACCUUUGGUUCUCCUCCUUACUCUCUCACCUGUGGCUCCUAGAAGCUGCUAGCAUGCUAGAGUGGCCACACCCCAGGAGUGGCUUCGAUUGGCCGGCUAAACCAGGUGAGGGUAGCCAAUGGGUCUCAAACCCUUAGUGAGUUAGGGACUUUGCCUGCAUGUGAAGACUGGCCUCAGCAGAUUGAGUGGAUGAGAACAAUAGUGGAUCCAAAGGUCAAGAAAGCGGUUACUGUACGUGCUGUAAAGGAAAAUGAGGGGCCGAUGGGGCUCAUCAACCUGGGAAGGUAGCCCAUCUAGGAGAAGGAAACUCUGAUCCUAAACCUCCACUGCUUUGGGGAAUAACUUUGGCUGAAGAAAAGGCUAAGGAGUAAACCCUACACUGAUCCCCUAAGCCAGUUGGAUGGCAUCUUAUAUGUCUCCUUCUGGCAACUCCUGCAGACAAGCUUGUACCAAACCUAUUGCUCUGCUUUCCUUUGACCACAUAAGUGAGUCUGAGAAGGGGGUCUUGCCAUACGCAUAGCCCAGGACCUCCAUAUGCACCACCCAAGCUUGCACCCCCUGGAGGUCACUUCAGUUUGACUUCACCCCUGGAGGUACACUCCAUUGUCUCUUGAGACAGACAGAUGCUAACAUUAGUUUCCUGAACCUUUGGACCUUUAGGAAACACUUUCUGCACUGACAUGUUUGCAAUGAACCUUUGAGACUCCAACAUGGGCUCCCUGUAUUUUGCAGAGGAUUUGGGGACAUAACUCAUGUGGCCAAGUCUCUUAGCCCUCCCCAUUGCAAUGUGUCCACUAGAAUUCACCCCAAAACACUCCACUGCAUCUAAGGGUCUCAGGAGAAGAUCAGAAGCGAUGCACAGGGUGUUUUCAGAGAACCCUGCUUGCCAUUAUCGAUCACCUCACUGAGGAACCCCCAGUUAGCUUCCAAGGAACAUCAGUAUUCCCUGAAACAUAGCUUGAAAACCACAGUUUUAGAAAGUCAACAACCUCUCUGCCUCAUUUUAGAGAGAAAAAUGAGCAUAGUUCGACAGAGGCAUUGUUGGCCUUGAUGUAAAGGUAAAGGGACCCCUGACUGUUAGGUCCAGUCGGGGACAACUCUGGAGUUGUGGCGGUCAUCUCGCCCUUCCAGCUGCCAUUGGUUUAGCUGCUCUGAAGUCACAGAGCACCUUGGCAGUGUAGGGUCUGGCAGAUUUGUUUUUGUUUUGGCAAGCCUACCAAGACAUUUCAUUUACCUGCUUAUACAUUAUUAUUAUUUUUUUAAAAAAUAUCUGUUCAUGUUCUUAAAGUUAAAGGUAAAGGGACCCCUAACAGUUAAGUCCAGUCGCAGACGACUCUGGGGUUGUGGUGGUCAUCUCGCUUUACAGGCCAAGGGAGCCAACAUUUGUCCACAGACAGUUUUUUCAGGUCACGUGGCCAGCAUGACUAAGCCGCUUCUGGCAAACCAGAGCAACACACGGAAACACUGUUUACCUUCCCGCCGGAGCGGUACCUAUUUAUCUACUUGCACUUUGAUGUGCUUUCGAACUGCUAGGUUGGCAGGAGCAGGGACCGAGCAAUGGGAGCUCACCCCAUCACGGGUAUUCGAACCGCCAAACUUCUGAUCAGCAAGCCCUAGGCUCUGUGGUUUAGACCUUGAUGUACGCACACAAUUAUUGUGUCCCGCCAUUGCCUCUGAUCAAACAGGUUUAGGGGGAUUUUGAAGAACUGAAGAAAUUUACAAAAACAGCUUACCAAAGACAAGAGUGAGAUGCGUACACCACGAGGCGCAGUGCAUGUGCUGUUUUGCUUUAAAAACUGGAGAAAACCAUCUGUUUCCAGCCUCAGGUUGCAUUUAUAUACUCCUCCAACUAGCCUCUAGAGGGCAUAAUCUCUGUCCUGGCUCCCCAGUUCCUGUUAGGAUUGGCAGAUCAAAAGAACUUUUAAGAAAGGAGCAAACACAUACACAUAAAGAGAUGCUAUUUUCUGAAACGUGGGCCUUUGAUAUUUUGAAAUAACGUUAUCUUGAAACAACAGGCAGCCUAAAGGACUUGUGGAUUAUAUCAUAGGUACCUAAACUAUUUCCCCCCCACCUGUUCAGCUUCUCUGAGCUUUGAUGUCCAUCUCUUUUGGCACCCCUUGACAAAUUAACUUACAUGCUUCGGUGACUGCACACACAUCACACACAGCCAUGCAAUCUCUGUCCUCAGGCCCCAUCUACUGGACCUGCAGAGUGUACCAAGCAGGCACCAAGUGUCGUAGUUCGGCUACGGAAGGAGCCUGUUGUACAUUAGCAAAAUGCAAAGCUGGUGCUAGACUUUAGGGGGCGUUGGCACAGGGGUUGUCAGUAGGCCUCCCAGCCAGGGGAAGACCUAUCUGUAGUCUUAGAAUCAUAGAAUCAUAGAGUUGGAAGAGACCACAAGGGCCAUCGAGUCCAACCCCCUGCCAGUAGUCUUGGUCCUACUGGAACUGUAGUUCCAUAAAUAUAUAUAUAGAUGUUAUGGCUGUAUAGGCUGGGGUACUGCAUUUCUGGUAUAAUUAAACACGCUGAGCAGCCACUAAAGAUGGGAGCCGAGUUUGGCUUCCAUUUGAAAGUGGCAGCGCUGCCUGCCCGGCACUGAAAUCACCUCUGGAGGCCUGGUGAGAAGGAUCAGUGCCGGAUUUACGUAUAAGCUAAACAAGCUAUAGCUUAGGGCCCCACUCUCUUGGGGGCCCCCAAAAAAUUUAAAGGGAAAAAACCCUGGAUGUACAUUUCCAAAAUAUAAGAUAAAAAACAAAUUAAAUAAAACCUACAUAAGCAACAGUGCUUUGUGUUGUGUAGGCUCCUAUGAUGUAAGUCAUGGGCCCCGCCUGCUAGCCUGCUCCCUAAAAUAUCACUGGUUUGCUCAUUUCUAUAUAUAUGGUGCCUACAUUCUGCAAAGGGAUGCGGGUGGCGCUGUGGUCUAAACCGCUGAGCCUCUUGGGCUUGCCGAUCAGAAGGUUGGCGGUUCGAAUCCCCGCAACGGGGUGAGCUCCCAUUGCUCUGUCCCUGCUCCUGCCAACCUAACAGUUCAAAAGCAUGCCCAAAAAAAAAAAAGUGCAAGCAGAUAAAUAGGUGCCACUCCAGUGGGAAGGUAAACGGCAUUUCCAUGCGCUGCUCUGGUUUCGGUGUUCCAUGCGCCAGAAGCGGCUUAGUCAUGCUGGCCACAUGACCCGGAAAAACUGUCUGCGCACAAACGCCAGCUCCCUUGGCCUAUAAAGCGAGAUGAGCGCCGCAACCCCAGAGUCGUUCACGACUGGACUUAACUGUCAGGGGUCCUUUGCCUUUACCUUUUUUUAAAUUCUGCAUGUGCAAAUGGCUUUAGAUACCUAUUAGGUCCAUAAAUUUCCAUAUAGCAUAUAUUCAACACACAAAAAACAGCAAUGAUUUGUUGUUGACAAGGACAGCUGGACAUAUUGUUGUUGUUUAGUCGUUUAGUCGUGUCCGACUCUUCGUGACCCCAUGGACUAGAGCAGACAUAUAAAGGGCCCCAUUACCUUCAGGAGCUGAGGGCCUCAUCCAACCUAAAUCUGGCCCUGGGAAGGAUGCUAAGUGGCCGCACAGCAGGGCCCUUUGGAGCUCCUGGGGCCCUUGGCCAAUGCCCAAGCCAGCUGACCUUUGGCACCAGGCCUGACACAAGGCAUGGGGUGUGUGGAGGGAAAGCCCUUUAUAGUACAAGCAGCACUGGGGAUGCAAGGACAGGCAACUGGGGUGAGAGAUUCUGGAGGGUGCUUGUCUAGUGGAAGAUAGGUCGGUGUGUGCUAGAAUUAGAGGGUGCCCUGACCUAAGUUGUGGCCCCAUGAGCAGCACUUUCCUCUAUAUAAGUGAAUGGGAACUAUUGUUUGGAAUGAUGUAAAGAGGCGUAUCCCAUGAGGCACCACUGGGCGGGCGCUAAACCUGCCUUGGUGACUUCAGUCAUCUGGGCAAGAGGUGAGUUCGACCUGCUCUCAAAUAUAUCCCAUUGGAGGCUGAGCCUCACUUAUUUGCAUUGCCCGAUGGCCUUCAUAGGUACAGCUCCGUUAGGAGUUGGUUCUUUCCUUUUCUGGGGAGUGUGAUCAAAACUUGUGUGGAUGCGCUUCUAAGAUACAAACAUGCAUUGCAAUAAUGCUUUCAACAUGAAAAUAAAUAAAUAAAUAAAUAAAUAAAUAAAUAAAUAAAGCAAGCAUCAAGGUAGAAAAUCAGUUUUGCAACGUUUGCCCUCAGAUACUUUUUCAGAAGUCCUGACCUUUCAGAGCAAACCAGAAUUGCAUUUUCCUUUUCAUAAAAUGUUCUCUCGGGUCCCUGUUGAGUGGGUAUAAAGCCCAGAACUGCUUCUCUAGCCGGUGUUCUGGGGGCAGCAGGAACAUGUGGAGUAUGACUGUUCAUGAGAGUGGCAGGAAGAGACAGGACUGCAGUUGUUAGUUUCAGUAAAGGUCCCUAGAAUCCUUGUCAGUUUCAAGCAGAGUUCAUGCCCCUGGAGUUUUGUUUUCCCACCCAUGGAUGUACAUUCCAGCAAUGGAGAGGGGAAAACAGAGCUUCUAAUGAUGUUUUCUCUCUCUCUUAAGUAGCAGAAACUAUUAGCAAAUCUAAGAGCACUACUGGGGCACAUGGUUUCUAGGGCUUAGCAGUUAGAAUAUCUACAAUUGUCUGGCACAGUAGCAGAAUAUAUGGACUGCAAAUUAAAACACAUACACAUACAUUUUAAAUAAAAAGACAACAAAGGUCUGGGGACGUGAAUUUUGAUGCACUACUUUGGUAACAUUUGUGUAACCACAUUCCACACCUAGUUUGUGAUUUAGAAUGGUGGAGUUGCUGAAAAUCGUAGUUUCCCAAAGACAGGGGUCAGCAAACGUUUUCAGCCAUGAGUGGGUCCUCCAUCCCUCAGACUUUGUGGGGGGCUAGACUAUAUUUUGGAGGGGGAAAAUGAACAAAUUCCUAUGCCCUACGAAUAACCCAGAGAUGCAUUUUAAAUAAAAGGACACAUUCUACUCAUGUAAAAACACACUGAUUCCCGGACCGUCCACGGGCCGGAUUGAGAAGGCAAUUGGGCCUUAGUUUGCCUACCCAUGCCCAAAGACAAAGUCCAGAUCAGCCAUUGCUCUUUACAUUAUUCUAGCAACGAUUAGCAUUUGUUUGUUUUUAAAGUGCUGUGUUAGUGCUUGUUUGCGAUGAAUCAAGUUGCCUGACACUUGCCAUGAGCGGAAGCUGAAAUGCUGCGAGUCAGCAUUCAACUCAUUGAUCUGAUUGCACCGAGGUGCACAAAUUCAGUUCCUCCUGUGGUGAACUAGUUGAAUGAGCUUUUUGCAGUGAGCACCAGGCACAGAAUAAAGUCUCUGCUGUGAGUGAGGCAGGUAUGCGAACUAGCUCACAAGUUACAAUGCUUCCAUUAAUGUUAGGAAUGACUCCCAUGUUAAUGCAGGAGCUUUGCCAAAAAUAUUUCACUUUCAGCUACCAACUGCGUUUUGCAGGCAGCUUUCACAGCCUAGAGACACCCUCUCACACAGCCCAAAUAGAAGUUAAGGGAAACUCUCAACAACGGCCAUGGAAAAUUAGUGUAGAAAUCAGAGAGUUUAAAUGCUGCUCUGUUGGGUGGGAGACUCCACCAUCUUUUCAGCAGCCCCAGUAAACCCCAAUAUGCAUUUUCCCAGUUUACUUUAGAACAUAUAGAAUUCUCAUCAGGGCCAGUCCACCGACGAGGCAAGGCUGCCUCAGGUGGCAGGAACCAUAGUGGCAGCAGAUCUGGCCUCCAAGGAAUGCAUUACCCACUGUUGCUGGUUCCCAGAUUCCCAAUGUGAUCUUUACUCACCCUUCUUCCAUGCCCCCCCCUUACAUUUUGUAGUUUGACUCAGGUGUGUCAAUUUAUUGAGCCGGCCCUGAUUUCAGUGUAAUUUAUAUGCCAAGAAGCAUACCUUCGGUAUACCUGAAGGAGCGUCUCCACCCCCAUCGUUCUGCCCAGAUGCUGAGGUCAAGCGCUGAGGGCCUUCUGGUGGUUCCCUCCCUGCGAGAAGCAAAGCUACAGGGAACCAGGCAGAAGGCCUUCUCGGUAGUGGCGCCUGCCCUGUGGAACGCCCUCCCUUCAGAUGUCAAAGAGAACAACAACUACCAGACUUUUAGAAGACAUCUGAAGGCAGCCCUGUUCAGGGAAGUUUUUAAUGUAUGACAUAUUAGUGUAUUUUUGGUCUUUGUGGAAGCUGCCCAGAGUGGCUGGGGAAACCCAGCCAGAUGGGCAGGGUACAAAUAAUAAAUUAUUAUUAUAUUAUUAUUAUAAGCAAAAAAAUGUUAACAAACAUCACACUUAUGAAAUGAUACACCAUGAAGCAAAACAAACCUCUCUUUAAUCUGCUCCAAAACUACCAUCAAUUAACUCAAUAUUAUUUACGAAUACAGUGGUACCUCGGGUUAAGUACUUAAUUUGUUCCAGAGGUCCAUUCUUAACCUGAAACUGUUCUUAACCUGAAGCACCACUUUAGCUAACGGAGCCUCUCGCUGCUGCCGCGCCGCUGGAACACAAUUACUGUUCUCAUGCUGAAGCAAAGUUCUUAACCUGAAGCACUAUUUCUGGGUUAGCGGAGUCUGUAACCUGAAGCGUCUGUAACCUGAAGCAUAUGUAACCUGAGGUACCACUGUAUGGUGGUACCUCAGUUUAUGAACUUAAUCUGUUCCGGAAGUGCAUUCUUAAACCGAAACUGUUCUUAAACUGAGGCACGCUUUCCCUAAUGAGGCCUCCCGCCACUGGUGCCCUUCCACCGUUCGGAUUCCGUUCUUAGACCGAGGUAAAGUUUGCAAACCGGGACACUACUUCUGGUUUUGCAGAGUUCGUAAACCGAAUUGUUCGUAAACAGGGCUGUUCUUAAACCGAGGUACCACUGUAUUAGCUUUGUCUGGUACAUUCCGUAACAUAGUUCACAUGAUUUAACAUAAUGGAAUGGAUAAAUGAGCAAGAUUAUGCAAGCAAUUGUUUAUUUAUAGUGGCAUUAUUUACUGUAUUUUUCCGUGCAUAAGACUAGCUUUUUUUUACAAAAAAAUAAGGUUUAAAAUUGGGGCUCGUCUUGUACACGGGUAGUGCUGAGGGGUGCUUUCUUAAUUUGGAGUCCCCCAAAACAGGGGGCAUCUUAUACAUGUGGGCAUCUUAUACACGAAAAUAUACGGUAUUUGCACAUUCAAAACACAAGUCAAUAUUUUUUUAAGCGAGUGAGUGGCUUUCCAUUUCUAUUGCUUCUAAAAAUGAUCACUGCUUGUUACAUGCAAACAAACAAACAAAUGUACAAAAUACACAGAAGCCAGAGAGGGCUUCUAUUUCUCCUAUGUAGUUUACUUUCCCAUGCCUGAAAACAAUGAUGCUUAAAACACUUUGCAAAGGCGUGGAAGAAAGGAAGCAUAUAUGUGUGGAAAUGUCAAGUCGUGUGACAUAAUGUAAACCACUUAUGUGAAUGAUGGUGAGGAACAUGGCGCACGAGCCUAAUGCGCAUAUGAAGCUGAGUUAUUUGAUGAGUGUGUGGGAGAGGGUUAAGCAGCAAGGCCAGGGCCAGCUCAAGACAUUUUGCCGCCUGAGGUGAACUGCAAAAUGGUGACACACACACACACACACACAACCGCCGGGGAAGAAGGGAUGAAUGAAGAUCUGUAUCAGGAACAAGGGGGGAAUGAAGAUUUACACCAGGAUCUGCUGCCCCAGUGGAUCUUGCUGCCUGAGGCAGUUGCCUCACCUUGUCUCAUGAGUGGGCUGGACCUGAGGAAGACAUUUUGCUUUAAACUACAUUAUUUAGUUGGGGCAUGUACAGAAAAUUCCUGUACACUAACUUUGCGGUGGGACGGGGGGAUAUAUCAAGUAUUAUAGGGACCACUUGCUGGUAGGUAGCGUUGGGCAUUAAAUGCUACAGUGCAGCAGUGUUGCUGCUUGGGUAAAUGUAAACAUCAUGAACUGUGAUUGCUCUUUCUUCAGCUUUUCUUCUGUGUGUAUUCUGUAUGUAUAAGUCUGUCUCCAGACUUAGCUGUGAAUGUUGUUGUUUAGUCGUUUAGUCGUGUCCGACUCUUCGUGACCCCAUGGACCAGAGCACGCCUGGCACUCCUGUCUUCCACUGCCUCCCGCAGUUUGGUCAAACUCAUGCUGGUAGCUUCAAGAACACUGUCCAACCAUCUCGUCCUCUGUCGUCCCCUUCUCCUUGUGCCCUCCAUCUUUCCCAACAUCAGGGUCUUUUCCAGGGAGUCUUCUCUUCUCAUGAGGUGGCCAAAGUCUUGGAGCCUCGGCUUCAGGAUCUGUCCUUCCAGUGAGCACUCAGGGCUGAUUUCACUCAGAAUGGAGAGGUUUGAUCUUCUUGCAGUCCAUGGGACUCUCAAGAGUCUCCUCCAGCACCAUAAUUCAAAAGCAUCCAUUCUUUGGCGAUCAGCCUUCUUUAUGGUCCAGCUCUCACUUCCAUACAUCACUAUAGCUGUGAAUAGGAAGCCUGAUGGUGGAAUGUUACUCACAAUGUCCCCGUCCUCCUUUCCUUUCUGAUUGCAGGUGGUGAGCUUCUUCAGCCUGCGCUACGACACGGCUCCCACCUGGAUGGUGCUGGCUGUGCUCUGGUGCUCCAUGGUGCAGACGCUGCUCUUGCCAUCCUUCAUCUGGUCCUGCGAACGCUACCGGGCCGACGUCCGGACUGUGUGGGAGCAAUGUGUGGCAAUAAUGUCAGAGGAAGACGGGGAAGACGGUGAGCUGCUCCAAUCCCAUGUUCUCUCUACGCUAGAGGAGGCUCUGUGUAUUUCCUUCCUUCCUUCCUUCCUUCCUUCCUUCCUUCUUUCUUUCUUUCCUCCUUCCUUCCUUCCUUCCUUCCUUCCUUCCUUCCUUCCUCCUUUCUUUCUUUCUUUCUUUCUUUCUUUCUUUCUUUCUUCAGCUAUGGCUGGGUUUCCCCCCCUCAUUUUCAUUCUUUUAUUUAUCUUUUAUACAUUUAUUUACAUUUUAUACAUUCUUUCUUUAAAAAUUAUUAUUGAAAAAGUAAUAAUCAUAAAUAAAUAAGAAUAAAAAUGCGCAUCCCACCCCCGAGACCAUUCCAUUGUAAUUAUCCAACCUCCCCAAAUUUCAACACCUCUUUUGAUGGUUUGACCCCUUUCCCUUUUAACAGUACAAAUUCUACAAAUACCUCCCAUAUCUCCUCAAAAUCAUUUCUCCUGCAUGUUCCCCAUCUUGCCUUAAUAGCACAUGUUAAUUUCUCAUUAAUUGCUAUAUCCCACACCUCUUUAUACCAUUCUUCCAUUUUAUAUUCUGCUUGCCCCUUCCACUUCCUGGCUAUAAUAAUUCGUGCAGCUGUCAAUAAAUUUAUGAGCAAGUCCUUCAUAGCCUGCGAACCUUCCACCCCAUCGUAAAUUGAUAAUCAUGCUACUUCAGGACUUUUGGUCACCUUUAACCCAGUGAUUUCAUUUAUCUCCUUAAACAUCUUUUGUGUUCUUUCUUUCUGCAUUCUCUCUCUAUAGCUGGAGGAAGUGGCAAAACUCUGGAGAGGGUGGGGAUGGAAAAAGAACAAUGGACAACGCUUUGUGGGAUCUGCAGCUGGAAUUGGGGGCAAAUUAGUGAGAAGAUCUAUGACUGAAUUUCCUAUAUUUGUUUGCAUUUUGAAAAAUAAACACAGGCAUGAGUGGGGCUGCAGAAAUGAGGGUUCAGGGGUUUAUCCUCCCCCUCCCUGCACAUUUUCCCCAAUCUAAAUCCCCACGGUGGAAAACAUACAGAUACCAUAUCGUCCCCCCCCCCAUUGCAGCUACAUCUACCUUUUUCAAAACAGCAUAGAUCUGAUCACAGAUCAUCCAGCGUCGCAGCCAAUCUAGUCCCUAGCUAAUGGAAGAUGGUUAGAACAAAAUGGGUUCAUCUUCUAGAUGAGCCAGAAUUGGUGUUAGUUAAAUUGGUGUUCGCUCAUGGUGAUUGCAUCAGCUGCUGUUGAAAUACUAGAAAAACGGCAUUAAAAGCAUCAAGCAGUUUUAACAGCAGUAGGUAUAGGCAGAUAAAACUGGAUGUAUCGAGGCAAAGGAAAAAAUUGUGUUUGCAGAGGUUUUCUUCUUGAGGGGCUACUAUCAUAUCACCAAAAAAGGGAAAUGCAUCACAAAAAGAGGCAAAAGAGGACACAGAUUUGCAAUGUUAUUUUUUGUAUAUUAGCUUACAUAAGGUAAAGAGUAAAGGGACCCCUGACCAUUAGGUCCAGUCGUGGCCGACUCUGGGGUUGCGGUGCUCAUCUCGCUUUACUGGCCGAGGGAGCCAGCGUACAGCUUCCGGGUCAUGUGGCCAGCAUGACUAAGCCGCUUCUGGCAAACCAGAGCAGCGCACGGAAACGCCGUUUACCUUCCCGCCGGAGCGGUACCUAUUUAUCUACUUGCACUUUGACGUGCUUUCAAACUGCUAGGUUGGCAGGAGCAGGGACCAAGCAACGGGAGCUCACCCCGUCGCAGGGAUUCGAACCACCGACCUUCUGAUCGGCAAGCCCUAGGCUCUGUGAUUUAACCCACAGCGCCACCCGCGUCCCAUUAGCUUACAUAGAUUGAUGCAAAUUUGGAAGUAGUUACUAUAAUUUGAAAAGAAAUACAGUGUGGUGCAUGGUAGGGAAGGCUGUGAGCAGGUAAGCUGUGUCCCUGUCUGCUGCUCUCCCUUCCCAGAGUUUAUUAUCUUUAAAACCAUGGGUCAGAUUAUAUCACUUGACCUCUCAGUGGACCAACUAGGAGAUAAAGGCUUUGAACCUGUCUUCAUUAUUUAAAAUGAAUAUAAAAGUGAAGAGUCAUGUAAGAGACAAACAACAGACACAGGUGUAAGUCUGGUUUUUCAUUACAGACAUAUACUCCCAACACACUGCAUAACGGGUCGGCCAUCAGUUUUGCCCUUACUCUCAUGUAUCACAUUUUUGUUUUAAAGUAGCACAUGUACAUUCAUUUGUUUAUAUCUCCACUCAUCAUCUUAGGAAAACAAUCACAUUUCUUUCUUUCUUUCUUUUUUAAAAACCUGUUGCAACAUUGCUGAAUUUUGUUUCCAGACUGAAACUUUCAUGAUGCAGGCUGGAUGUUACUUCAGUCACUCUCACCAUCUUUGUAGAAAAGUGCUUUCAAAGCUUAUUCCAGUUGAGAAAUGUGUGUGUUUAAACUUAAUAGGAUAAGGCCACUUUUAAACACCCCCCACCAAACUAAAAAAGUUGGCUCUGCCUUUAAACGUAAGACGGUCCGUUUCCUCUUACUUAAACAGUGAUUCCUAGAAUUUUUUUGGGGGGGGGGAGGGAGGGGGAAUUAAGUACAUUGCAUUGCGCAUCCCAAUGCUCCUAAGUAACAUACCCAAUGACUAUGGCAUCCCUGUCCAAAAUCCAGGUGGUGUUUCCUUUAAAAGCACCAACAGAAGUGACAGUGGAUUCACACCAUCACUGUGGUACGGUCAAAUCCACACGGGUUUUCCUUGUGCACAUAGUCAACUAGAAAUGGCAAGCUAUUUCCCAUAAGCGCAGAAUACAAGCAAGGCUGCAUUGUGGGAAACUUGACAUCCAAGCCCAGCUCAUUACAGGCUUGCGGCAAUAGAUGCCACAGUCGUGACGAACCGCUUAGAAAACCAGCUCGCCACAAAUGAACACUCUAGCCUCCUCAAAGCGCAAGAAUCCAGAUGUUCCACGCCUGCAUAGGUCUGCCUUCUGUCUGUUUGAGGUGGGGAACAAGGAGGAGGAGCGAAAAUGUGGCAAAGACAUUCUUGUCGUCCUCUAGAUGGCACUGGUGACGAUUACGGUGACGGGAGGAUCUGCAAAGUGCGAUUCGAUGCCAAUGGUGCUGCAUCUAUGAAACGGGAUCCCAGGGAUGCUAAGCUGCUGCCAGUGCAUCACAUGCUGUUGCCCCAUGACAGAGUGCACUACCUGCAGGUAGGCAGUCCCCUUCUUCGGGGUGCGAGGGUUUGGCUGCCAGUCUGGGACAUGAGCAGAUCACGCCUGCCAACAUUUGAAAUGUACAAACCAACAUUCUGUUUAUUUAACACAUUUAUGGGACUGGGACCACAUAACACCGGUCCUGAGAGAUCUGCAUUGGCUCCCAGUACGUUUCCAAGCACAAUUCAAAGUGUUGGUGCUGACCUUUAAAGCCCUAAACGGCCUCGGUCCAGUAUACCUGAAGGAGCGUCUCCACCCCCAUCAUUUAGUCCAGACACUGAGAUCCAGCGCCAAGGGCCUUCUGGCGGUUCCCUCAUUGCGAGAAGUGAGGUUACAGGGAACCAGACAGAGGGCCUUCUCGGUAGUGGCGCCCACCCUGUGGAACACCCUCCCUUCAGAUGUGAAGGAAAUAAGCAGCUAUCCUAUCUUUAAAAGAUAUCUGAAGGCAGCCCUGUUCAGGGAAGUUUUUAAUAUUUAAUGCUGUACUGUUUUUAACAUUUGAUUGGGAGCCGCCCACAGUGGCUGGGGAAACUCAGCCAGAUGGGUGGGGUAUAAAUAAUAAAUUAUUAUUAUUAUUAUUAUUAUUAUUAUUAUUAUUAUUAUCACGUUGCUCACUGAAAAUUUUCUCUGUGCAUGAUGUUGCCUUGAACUGGAUCCACCACGCAGAGGCAGAUGGUUUCCUUAGCCCUCUUCCCUGAGAUGCUAGGGAGCAGAACUUCCGCAUGCAAGCAGACCCACCCAGAAUUGAAAAGGGAGAAGGUUUGGACUUACCCAAGAGUAUGGGGUGUUAGGGAAGGGGCACCCCCCUCUGGUGGGGGACACAUCAUGCCCCUUCUGGGGUAGUUUGUCCACCUUUGGUCCUCACCCUGCAUUCAGCCCUCCUAGAAGUGGCUCCUAGAUGCCAUCAGCAUGCAACAGCAGCCACACCCCGGGAAAUGGCUUUGAUGGACUGGCUAAACCAGGUGAGGGUAGCUGGUGAGUUAGGGACUUCCCCUGCAUGCAAAGACAGGCACUGACAUAUUAAGCGGACAGGAUCCAUAGUGGGUCAACUGCACUAUCAACUGCAGGUCAUAAUACAGUGGUACCUCUGGAUGCGAACGGGAUCCGUUCUGGAGCCCCGUUCGCAUCCAGAGCAGAACGCAACCCGCAUAUGCGCGGGUCGCCGCUUCUGCGCAUGCGUGUGACGUCAUUUUGAGCAUCUGCACGUGCGCGAGUGGUGAAACCCAGAAGUAACGCGUUCUGUUACUUCUGGGUUGCCAUGGAGCACAACCUGAAAACGCUCAACCUGAAGCGACUUUAACCAAGGUAUGAGUGUAGUGUGCAGUCCACACGUUACCUGGUCUGUGUGUGUACCCACAAAUGGUGGGGAUACCAUUGUUUCUGGGUGCACCCCAGGGGAAAAAACCAGCGUGGAGAUUUAUGUAGGGGUGAACAUUUGAGGGAGAGCUGAGAGAUCGCUUUGCUUUAGGAGUGUAAGGACAGCCUUAUUGUCCCCUUCUCUCCUUAGAAAACAGAGCAAUGUAACUGAUCUGUAGAAAAGACUUCACAGCAUGAAAAAAGAGACAAUGCACAUAUGUUUGUAGAUCAAGAAGAUCUUUACGAAAAAAUAUUUUUUAAAAAGAAAAACAGAACAAGGAUGAACUGAGCAGCUAAAAGGUACUCCAGACUCUCCCACCAACACAAUUCAGGACCACGAAUCUGUGUUAGUAGAACACUUGGGUUUUCUUUCUCUGUCUUGGAAGUUUUGUAGCCCCAAAAAGCACAUAAAGUAGAACAAAACUAGAAAAGCCAGGGGGAGAGGUGUGUGUCACAUUUUCUUUACAAAGUGGUGUUACGGGGCAGGUGUGUGUUGCUCACUAAGACUCACAUACCCAAAACAUUUCUAUGAAAUUGCAUAGCUGCAGAACUCGAGGAAAAUGCAUCAGAAAUAGUGGCACUAUGUAAAGGUAAAGGGACUCCUGACCAUUAGGUCCAGUCGUGGCCGACUCUGGGGUUGCGGCGCUCAUCUCGCUUUAUUGGCCGAGGGAGCCGGCAUACAGCUUUCGGGUCAUGUGGCCAGCAUGACUAAGCCGCUUCUGGUGAACCAGAGCAGCGCAUGGAAACGCCGUUUACUUUCCCGCCAGAGUGGUACCUAUUUAUCUACUUGCACUUGGACGUGCUUUCGAACGGCUAGGUUGGCAGGAGCAGGGACCGAGCAACAGGAGCUCACCCCGUCGCUGGGAUUCGAACCGCCGACCUUCUGAUCGGCAAGUCCUAGGCUCUGUGUUGUGUUUUCUCUUUCUAUAUAUAUAUAUUUGCCAUUGGACCUACCCAGUGCUAUUUUUCUAGAAAAAGAGGUGCUGGAACUCACUAUGAACACUUCCCUUGUUCUCUUAUAAUGGCAAUAGCACCCACCUGAGAGGGAAAAACCCUAUAUAUUGCACGCCGUCCAACCUCCUUCCCCGCUGUCUCUCACCUCCUUCUUUCCUCCCAGGUCCCUCUCUCCCGGAGGAUGUCCCACGACGAAACCAACAUCUUCUCCUCCCACCGCUCCUCGCCUUCCUUCCUCCACAAGUGGUCCUCAUCCGAUGACAUCCGCGUGCCUACCCCUCACAAACAUGGAGGCGUCCCCAGCUUCCUGCUGCCGGAGCUCCGCAGCUACCAUCACCACCACCGGCGCCACCGGCCUCCCGAAGACGAGUUCACCACGCUCCGGCAGUUCCUGGAAGCCGGGCUGGUGUCCCGGGGACCUGCCUCGGGGUCUAGCGUCUGCUUCUUCCGCGACGAAAUCACCACCUUCAUCGACGAGACGCCGGUGCCGUCCCCGCACAGCAGCCCGCGCCACUCGCGCCUGCCGCUGGCGGCGCAGCAGGAGAGGCGCCACUCUCUGGAUGGCACUGAGCAGGAAGACGGCCCUGAGAAGGAUCGGCGGUGUUCACUGACUGGUGGGGAAAACCUAUACCUCUACAGCGGAGAACAGGAGCCCGGGAUACGGACCUUGGGAGCUCAGGAAGCGCGGGGUUUCCAGGAGCUCGGCCUAUGAAACGGCGGCGAAAGCAUUUGCUGGGCUCUGGAUUUUUAAGCAAAACUCGACGUGUCUCCCCAGGACCCAAGGGGUGUUUUUAGGUCCUUGUGUUUCUCACCAUGUUGGCAGAGGAGGGGGGGUGCCCACGGCGGGGUCCUGAUGUGGUGGGGAAGGAGAAGCGGCUUUGUUCGAAGGAGCCACGGAGCCCUGCGUCCAGGUGGCAAAACGUGAGCACAGACCACCGCAAUUCACUGGAGGGCACUUUUUCUCCAGUUCCACCCCCUCAGUAGCAUUGUUAGUGCCACACGCCCCUCCCUUUUCUUAGCUCCACCCAUUAUGAGAAACGCUUGUCGUCGGCUGCCAAGUGUGGGACAGGAAGGUAUUAAAAAGAAAUCUAUAUUUGGAGUGUCA
Podarcis lilfordi (Lilford's wall lizard) is the source of this 21567-nucleotide messenger RNA. The record is from the annotation of a GenBank genome assembly. NCBI's taxonomy places the organism in Eukaryota, Metazoa, Chordata, Lepidosauria, Squamata, Lacertidae.